CGCUGCCUUUCGGAUGUAUAAAAGCCUGAAUUUGUCUAGCUCUACUGUUAACAGCAAGAAAACUGUCGUUAUGGCGUCCGCUGUACCUAUUAAGAUUGGAAUAAUCGGGGGUUCAGGUCUUGAUGAUCCAGAUAUCUUGGAGGGAAGAACUGAGCGCUAUGUUGAAACGCCAUAUGGGAAGCCAUCAGAUGCCCUGAUAUUGGGGAAAAUAAAAAAUGUGGACUGUGUUCUUCUAGCAAGGCACGGGAGACAACACACCAUAAUGCCAUCCAAUGUCAACUACCGAGCCAACAUUUGGGCCCUCAGAGAAGAAGGCUGUACACAUCUGCUGGUUACCACUGCCUGUGGCUCUCUCCGGGAGGAGAUCCAGCCAGGAGAUAUUGUCAUCAUAGAUCAGUUCAUUGACAGGACAACCAAGAGGUCUCAAACACUCUACGAUGGUCAGCCCACCAGUCCCCCAGGUGUUUGUCAUAUCCCCAUGGCUGAGCCUUUCUGCAACAAAACUAGAGAGGUUUUGGUGGAGGUGGCGCGGAGUCUGGGGGUCAAAUGUCAUGUGCGAGGGACCAUGCUGACUAUCGAGGGGCCUCGGUUUUCUUCGCGGGCAGAGAGCCUGAUGUUCCGCCAGUGGGGUGCUGACGUCAUCAAUAUGACCACCGUGCCAGAGGCGGUCCUCGCCAAGGAGGCUGGCUUGUGCUAUGCCAGCAUUGCCAUGGCAACAGACUACGACUGUUGGAAGGAGCACGAGGAAGCAGUCUGUGUUGACAAUGUACUGAAGACGAUGAAGGAGAAUGCAAACAAAGCUAGCAGUAUCCUGUUAACAGCAAUACCCCAGAUUAGUCAGAUGGACUGGGCUCAGACAAUAAAUACAUUGAAAUCGAUGGCUCAGUCUUCAGUAAUGAUACCGAAGCACUAAACGCGGACGAAACUACUAGAAAGGAUAAAGAGACCAGACAACCACCCACACGGAGUCAAACACCGACUGCAAACUCAACCCUGCCCGUCCAAUCGUCAUCAGUGAAUCACAACAAAGUGCCUCACAUUAAAUAAUCCACUUUUUUCGUCUUUAUUUAGUUGGAUGUUCAGUGUUUUGUGUUGACUCUUCACUCUGAUUCAGAGAUCACUCAUUUAUGUCUGGAGCAUGUUUUCCUCUCACACAGUGUUAGGUGGGAGGGCCCUUCCACUCUAGCUGUAGCUGAGGAAAUGGAUGUUUGUUACAGUUACCACGUUUGGGUCUAAACAUUCUAAUAAAAGGUUUUAAGUAUUCAGUAUUUUGUAGAUUUAUAUUUGUGGUCGAAACACAUUUAUGUAUGUGUUUGCUGGUUGUAAGCCACUGGUGUCUUAGUUUCUGGUUAUAUGAAGAUUACUUUUAAAGCUUUGCAAGUUUAGCACAUAAAUACUAUAUUACUGCCUUAGUUGCAUUUAAGCUUCUACUCUUCAAGCUUGAAUCUAUUGUCAGCAUGAGAAUGACUGAACGUCUACGUUACUUCAUUCUGACCACCCUUGUGGUCUUUAUGGAAUCAUUUCAUUUUUAUUUGCUCUUUAUGACUGUGUUUAAUGACUAGAGAAACAUCUCAUUUUGAAUGGCAUGCUGCUCUGUACCUGCAAAUACCUAACCAAGUCAGUGAAAAGCUGUCAAAUCGGCAGUAAACAUGUACCAACAGUGAUAGUGGUGGGAAAACACCCAAAUUAUUUGCUGUACUGAAAGUUUGGGUUUUUUUCCCCAAGCAUGGAUUGAAAUGGGAAUUUUGUCAUGUUGCAUCAUAUUGUAGUCAUUUGAGAUUUUUCUUGUUUACAUUUUCUUAACUUGAACUUACUCUGUACAUUGCACAGCAUAUUUAGUAGCCUCUUCUUCAGCAGCCUGUUUUCUGUAGUAUGAAUAAUUUGUCUCAAUAAAAGUUAGAAUUU
Molecule: messenger RNA, 1905 nt
Organism: Pelmatolapia mariae (spotted tilapia)
Lineage: Eukaryota; Metazoa; Chordata; Actinopteri; Cichliformes; Cichlidae
Gene: mtap
Product: methylthioadenosine phosphorylase
Exons: 8
Coding region: 14-913 (299 amino acids)
Biological process (GO): nucleoside metabolic process
Cellular component (GO): cytosol
Molecular function (GO): S-methyl-5-thioadenosine phosphorylase activity
Source: RefSeq, a predicted model, not a curated record